This is a messenger RNA of Colias croceus (clouded yellow), 2566 nucleotides long. RefSeq names its product neuroendocrine protein 7B2 (gene 7B2). Gene Ontology annotation, cellular component: secretory granule. Gene Ontology annotation, molecular function: enzyme regulator activity. The record is from RefSeq and is a predicted model, not a curated record. NCBI's taxonomy places the organism in Eukaryota, Metazoa, Arthropoda, Insecta, Lepidoptera, Pieridae. The coding region runs from base 136 to 870 and encodes 244 amino acids. The transcript is spliced from 5 exons. Gene Ontology annotation, biological process: neuropeptide signaling pathway; regulation of hormone secretion.
CCCGACUGGUGAGUAUCGCGUAGAAGCGGGUUUCAUCCUUCAUUGUUCAUAAAAGAGGGUGCAUGUACCUUGCUGUGGCGUUGAUCAUUAUAAUCGCGAGUUUGGUCAAACUCCAAGAAUUAUUUCAGUAUCAAUAUGCACCGCCUCGAGGCUAUAUUGUGUCUGCUAAGCGUCGUCGGAACUAUGGGAUUCCGCCCCCAUGGUUCUAUUGGGGGAGAGGACCACUUCACGCUUACCGAAGCGUGGCUACGUGAGGUCGUGAGUCGGAUGGGCAAAGACUUCAACGACGGCGGUACAUCCUACCUUGAAUUCCCUCCCAACGAUCGGCAGCUGAAUAUGAUGGCCAGGGCCAAUAAAGAGCAGGAGCAUGAACAGCUCGACUACGAAUCCCUCGUUGAUGGCAACCCUAACCCCAGCCUUCGUGAUCAGGAAUAUCUGCAGCAUAGCUCUCUCUGGGGCCACCAAUACGUCACUGGCGGGGCCAGCGAAGUGGUGCCUAAUCACCAAGUGAUCAAAACUGACGCUGUUCUGCCCGCCUACUGCAACCCACCAAAUCCUUGCCCUGUUGGAUACACUGAGGAGCAAGGCUGCAUCAGUGAGUUCGAGAACACCGCAGCGUUCAGCCGCGAGUACCAGCUGUCCCAGCGCUGCAUGUGUGACGGCGAGCACAUGUUCAGCUGCCCUGAGGAGUCCUCCUCCGACCUCGACCUGCACUUCCCCGACCCCCACAAGAAUCUCGUCGCCAAAAAGUUCCAACCAGAAGUUAGUGCACCCUCUCUUUUCCAAGAAAUCAAACGCUCAGUCCGCGAGUGGCUGGACCACUUCUACAAGCUCCGAAUGUCCGGCGGCUGCAGGUCUUGCCCGCUGUAAACAUCACGCCGUCAGAUGAUUAACGAAUUUCGUGCUAUUUGCACUCGCGACUUAUUGAUAGAACUAAUUAGAUAAUAAUUUAUUCACAUCGGUAAAACCUUACAAACCGCUUUGAUUGCUUUUCUGUCAAACCGCCAAAAUGUGAUUUUUUCUUGUAUCCAUAUACAGUCGUCAGCCUAAUAAAUACUCAUUGUAAACAAUGUUUUAGGUGGAGAAUCCUUUUCUAUUCGGUGAACGACUACCGAUAGCUGCGAAAAAAGGAUUUGACGUGCACGUUUACUAGAAUGUCCAAAAUAUACAAUUUCUAUCCAUAUUGUUAUUAAACCCUUGCUAUAUUUUACUAAAUAAUUUUGGAAAAAAAAUGAGUCACAUAAAAAUGUGAUUCGACGUUACUUCAAAAGUUUCGGAAAUAUGUAGAAUUUACAGUCUUUUAACUGUUAGUUAAGGUACAGAUUGAUGUCUAAUGAUAAUUUAUUAAGUAAUUCCAUUGCAACCUCAUAAGAGAUAAGUAAGUAUUCCAACAUUAUCUUCUGUUUUGUUCAGUUUCCAAGACUGAAAAAGUGGGAUAUGGUUAGUGGUGAGAGUGUAAAGGCUGAUUUACAUUGAUCCAUUUACUGGCACCAGGGUCGAAAAAGCCACACGCAUGUCUCGCAGCUCAUGCCAGUGGCAUUAGAUCCGACAGUGUCCAACAAUCGACAGCUUCAAACGCUUUUAAAAAUUCAUCUGAUGCUGAUUGAGAGCAAUCAUUGUAAACAGGAAGCGUGCAUAUGAAAUUUAAAAUCACCAAAUUACGCUAUCACGCAUAAACAUUGUUUGCAAAUGUUUCCACUCUUCUUUUCUGUGUAACACAAAUUUGUAACGAUGCGAUGCAAUGUCACCGGAAUAAAGUAAAAAUUACUAUGACUACUGGACGAGUGCAAACUACGCAAUCCAAUGUCUGUGCCAGUGCACUGUGCAACGUAAGAAUCCAGUGAUUAUUCUACUCAUUGGCUUCAUCCACCACCUAUUGUAUCAUUGUAUAUCAGCCUUAAAUCAUGUUACUGUAUAGGCAUGAAAUAUAUUUUAAAUUUUUCUUCUUACUAUUAUUAGAAAGUUUAUUUUACGUGAUUUUAUUCAAAGCUAUUUUUUGGAAUCUUUUCAAAUUUUCUAUACGUAAUUUUUUUCAUAUUUUCAAUUAAUAUAAGUGAACCCUAAACUCGUCGAUGUAGCUAAGUGAUAUAUUUUCGUAAAAAUUAAUUUAUAUUUGAUAAUAUACCUAGGAAUUAAAUAUCUAAAAUAUAAUCAUAUGUAAUAAAAUAUUUAAUAAGUAAAAUAAUAUCAUUGUUUUAUAUAAUAUGAAAUACGAUUAUGUGAAACAAUGGAGUACACAACGGGACAGAAGCAACCAAAUAUAAUGUAGUAGUAUCUAAUAAAAAUGGGAGAUAACUGAAAAAUAAAAUGUACAGACCACCGUGAGAACAUACCCCAUGUAUUAGCUAUAAGUAGGACGGUAAUAUUUCAUACUUGUAUAUAUAGUAAAAGAUCGAGCAGCAUUUGAAAGUCAGUUGUAGAUUAUAAUAAUAAUAAAAGUCCCGAUAGGGCAUCAACUCAAAGCACCAUUAGAUAGGAUAUUCGUGAAAUGGGUGAUUCCAACAAAAAAUGUACAGAAGAACAUAAUUUAAACCCCAUUUAUUAAUUAAGAUACGUAAGGUAUAUU